CAUUGUUCCAACUCCCUAGACACCUAGGUAGGUACCCAAAAAUAAUGAUCUUCUCACGCCCCCUUUCAUUCUUGUCAGAUCUCACCUUUCGUCCAACAAACCUCCGUCUUACUGUUUAGCAAAACGACCGCACAUGCUAUGGUCCAUGUGGCGCUGGUUACGUAGCCUCAUCUACACUCACAUAUUUGUCACUUCGUCAGCCGUCCGGCGCGACAAAUGUUCGGUAGAUUUGACCAAGCCAACAACCAAACAACACUCAUAUGUCAAAAAUUCCAGUUUGACACCAACCCGCCGACACUCAAAUACCUCAUUGUACCACGUGUCAGUCUACAGUUCUCCCCUGCUGUUCUUGUCUCUUUUUUCUCGAAUCUGCUUGUGUGUUGAUCACAUAGCGCGGUUGAUCAUCAUCACGUCUCCUUCUUCCCACAAGUUGAAAUCACAAAAUGAGCCCUCGUUCUUCAUUAAAAGUUAUAUUAACUCAAUCUUCUUGUGUAUCCCAUGUUCUUCCCCAAUAACGACCUCAGACCUGAGCUAGGAUGACAGCAGCAAAAACUAGAACCAACCUGCUCCUUACCAAAUAUUGCUUUCUUCAAGUUACUAUUCUAAUUUGCAUUUGCUCCCUCUAUAUAUCACCCUCACCGACUCCAUUGAAAGGAAAGAGGUAAAAACACAAACUGCCAAACGGGGCAAACCAUGUCUAUCUCGCCCCCUAAACUAACGCCCCCAGCAAGGCAGCCCAGCAUGCACGACUUGAGACACGAGUAUUACAUCUC
Molecule: messenger RNA, 773 nt
Organism: Lasiosphaeria miniovina
Lineage: Eukaryota; Fungi; Ascomycota; Sordariomycetes; Sordariales; Lasiosphaeriaceae
Exons: 1
Coding region: 134-535 (133 amino acids)
Source: RefSeq, a predicted model, not a curated record